AUGUCAACCUCUUCAGGCGCCAACAACACAAUCGAAGAUGAAAAAUUGGAGUCGCAGGUUCCGUUUCCACGUUGUACUCGCCGACCCCUUCCAUUUUCAACAUCAUUUGGGAGUGAGGGGGACUCCGAUGAUCCAUUAGAGGCAAUAGAUGCAGUCAGUACCAAGCUGGAUUAUAAUUCCAGACUGAUCAAUUCAUGGCACGAGAAAUGUGUUGAAGACGAGGCCAUUUUGGCUGAUCUUAACAUUAGAUCCGUGAUCCACCGGUGUGGACGCCGGAAACCGCCACGAAACAGGGCGGUUUGGACAGUUUUUGAUGGAAUUUCACGGAGCUCGUUCGGACACCUCCGGCCACCAAAUCGGACGAGUGAGGUUUCAGCAGACUUUCGGGUCACUGUUCCGGCCACUUCCGGCCAGUUUUUGGGGCGAGGCUUUAUCGCUUUAGGCACCACGCGCUGCCAGCGCAUCUUAAUUCGGAUAAUGUUUGAACCUCGAACGGAUCUCGCCUAUUAUGCGAUUUCCGGGUUCGGUACGUUUGAACCGUUGGAUCAUAGUCAAUUUCAAGUCAAGAACAGAGGAAAGAACUAUGUGUGGCUUGAUCCCUCAGUAAGGGGCCUUUUGGUCAUUUACGACCCACGGUUACCAGGUGUCAGUUUUAAACAGGUUUCGACCUCGCAUUCCAAAGUGGAAAUUGGGUCAGGUCGUUUCAUUAGAGUGAACAAAGGGUUCUCCCAAAAGAACAAGUACUUGAAGCUGAGUCAUAAAAGGAAGCUGAAAGCUGAGGAGUUGGAUGCAGUAAUGAAUGAUGAAAUUAAAGGUUGUUUGAUGAACCAUAUGCGAUGCGAAGAGCACCAUAGUGAACUGGAGUUGGCAUUCAACGAAGGAUUCGAAAAAUUCCGAGCAUUCGCGGCAACUACUCAUACAAGUUAUAAUUGGGACUAUGUGUCCCCUGAUGCUGUGAGAGAGAUACUAGACGAUGGUGGUGACAUGAAUGAGCAUAAGCACGUCAAAGCUGCUCGGAAGAAGCCGACCGAUACGACUAAGUGA
Messenger RNA from Prunus armeniaca (apricot), 1044 nucleotides. The record is from the annotation of a GenBank genome assembly. Lineage: Eukaryota; Viridiplantae; Streptophyta; Magnoliopsida; Rosales; Rosaceae.